CUCACAAAGGAAAAUAGCCGCCAUCUUGUUUUUUUGGCGUCGUUUUGUAAAUCAAAUUUAAAUUUCACYUAAAUGUUUAUUUUUCUCUUGAUGUCUUGACGAAAUGCCCAGAGAAAGGAAGCUGCCAGCAAAACUACGUGAUUCAGCUACAAUGGAAGACCUAGAUGCCGCUGAAGAUGAAGGACUGGGCUCUGCUCCCGAUAGUCCUUUGAAACUCCAGAGAAAGGAGUCCACUUCAAGCUCAUCCGAUAUGGCAAGUCCAGGAGAAAAAUACAGCUACCAUGUGAACAACACUACUAGUGCAAUACAUAUGCCGCAAAUGGGUAAUAUAUCACAUGUACCGCCAAGUUUAAAUCAAAAUCGCUACCAAGGGCAAAUGUUUCAAGGCCCAAACAAUGGAUCCUCAAUGCCGUCACUAGCAGAACCAGUUUACCCUUGUGGAAUCUGUCAAAAAGAAGUUGAUGACAAUGACGAAGCUAUCCUGUGCGAAACAGGGUGUGGCAAAUGGUAUCACAGAGUAUGCACAGGUCUUACAGUAGCGGCRUAUCACAUGCUUACAAACUCAACCAGUGCUGAAUGGGUCUGCAAUAGCUGUAUAGAAACUAAGAACAUUCCUCUUGUCAAGCUAACGAGUUAGGGAUUUAUAAACACCUGUAUAUAUCAUAUUAUUAAUACCUUUCAUAUUUUAGUCGGAAAAACUGAAGGAGUGGUUAGAGGUCUCUGUAAUCGCAGACUAUUCAGACAAAUAUAUCUGUGCACCAGCACAAUAGCACAAAACAUACCUCAACUCUCACUGUUAAUGUUCUUUUUAUCCUGAAUAUUGUACAGUAUGAAAGAGCCUGUUCUUUUUAACAUCAGGCAAAAUGCAGCUCUUGUAUCUGGAGUACAACAGUUAGUGGCCAUUUUUAUUAAUAGGUCAAAAUAACAAAGUUUUGUUUGGUGUCCAAUGUGAAAUUUCUGCCAAGAGUGUUUUAAUCUAUAGGUUCACAUCUACCUUUUUUGCUCCAUUUGACCCAGUGAUAUCUUGAACAGUAGCUAAACCAUUCGACCAAAGACAGCAUUUAAGCUUGCAGUGAUAGAUACAUGUGCCUGUGAAUAGAUUAUUCUCUUGGAAGUGAAUAUUUCUCUAUCACUGCAGGCUACUGUCACACUUUGAUGCAGUUACUUGUCAAGAUGACACUGAGAAGUGUGUAAAAGGGAACAUAAUUUUGUCUCUUCCUAUUACAAAGAUUUUAUAUGGAUCACAUAAUGGUUGUACAAAAGAUGUGAAACUUUGUAAUUUUGGCAUCAAAGGUGCUUUUUUCCACUUACCAGAGUUAACUUUUACCAUAUGAAUGUUCUUAAUGUAGGAGAGAUGAAAUGAGUGCAAGCUUGAGAUGUAAAAUAUUAGUUGAGCAAGAGCAAGAUUUGGUUACAAAACAGCCAACAUAGAAAAUUUCAGUUAAUUGGCCAUAUUGGUGWACUGUCAGUAUACCUCAGUAGUUACGUUCAAAUAUCCAUACUUAAUACUAUUAACUCAUGUAUCAAAAUAAUAAGUAAUGAAAACAUAUUUCAAUAAUAAUGUAAUUUAAUGGAACUUUUUUACUUGUAAAAUUCAAUUUGUGGAUUAAACUUAUAGAAGAAAACAUACUCUGUUGUUUGACAAACAAGAAAUGAUUCUUCAUUGAAUUA
This is a messenger RNA of Exaiptasia diaphana, 1671 nucleotides long. RefSeq lists its product as uncharacterized. The record is from RefSeq and is a predicted model, not a curated record. Lineage: Eukaryota; Metazoa; Cnidaria; Anthozoa; Actiniaria; Aiptasiidae. The transcript has 3 exons. The coding region runs from base 104 to 637 and encodes 177 amino acids.